Castor canadensis (American beaver) is the source of this 2188-nucleotide messenger RNA. RefSeq names its product TBCC domain containing 1 (gene Tbccd1). Lineage: Eukaryota; Metazoa; Chordata; Mammalia; Rodentia; Castoridae. Gene Ontology annotation, biological process: maintenance of centrosome location; maintenance of Golgi location. The record is from RefSeq and is a predicted model, not a curated record. Gene Ontology annotation, cellular component: spindle pole centrosome.
AGGCUCGGCGCGGGAGGCUGCUGUAAACCUGACCGAGUCUACGGUCCGCCACGAAUCCUGUCAGCUGGGGCGUCGGUGUUCCCGAAGUCCAGUGGGGGUUCUUGGACGGCCAGUGCCGCAUCCUAACCCGGAACGCCGCGGAGAUGGCGGCGAAGCCUCAGGAAGAGCGCUUUGGGCCGUGCCCUUCCCGACCAGAAAAACCCUGACCCCAGCGCUUCCCGAGGGAAGGAGCCCCGAUUUAUGUUUACGAAUCUAUCCCUGAGUUUCCAAAGGAUAUUUGUAAGCGAUGCAGUUCUCAAGCCAAACAAGAAUCCUAAACCAGGGCUGCGCCAACUAAGCAUAUGACCUUAGGUAUGCAAAGAAGCCUUUUCAACCAGAUGUCCUUAUCGAUAAUAUGGAUCAGUCCGGAGUUCUCCUCUGGGUAAAAGCAGAACCCUUUAUAGUGGGUGCCUUGCAGGUCCCCCCGCCAUCCAAGUUCAGUCUUCACUAUCUCAGGAAGAUAUCUACUUACGUGCGAACCCGGGCCACAGAGGGAGCUUACCCACGCCUGUACUGGUCUACAUGGAGGCACAUUGCAUGUGGGAAGCUCCAGUUGGCCAAGGAUCUAGCAUGGCUUUACUUUGAAAUAUUUGAUAGUCUUUCAUUGAGGACACCUGAGGAGCGCCUGGAAUGGUCUGAGAUUUUGUCAAACUGCAUGUCCGAAGAUGAAGUAGAAAAACAGAGAAAUCAGCUUUCAGUGGAUACCCUACAGUUUCUGCUCUUCUUAUAUAUACAGCAACUAAACAAGGUUUCCCUGAGGACAUCUUUGAUUGGAGAUGAGUGGCCUAGUCCCAGAAACAGAUCUCAGUCUCCUGACCUGACUGAAAAAUCCAAUUGUCAUUUUAAGAACUGGAAUGAUUAUAGUCACCAGGCUUUUGUCUGUGAUCAUCUGUCAGAUCUCCUUGAACUGCUUUUAGAUCCAGAGCAACUCACUGCAUCAUUUCAUUCGACCCACAGUAGUCUAGUCUCUCAAGAAGCUGUUGUAGCCCUUAGCUUUCUUAUUGAAGGCACAGCAAGUAGAGCCAGGAAGGUCUGUCCACUUCAUGAACUUGCACUGUGGCAACCACUCCAUGCAGAAAGUGGCUUCUCAAAAAUUUCUAAGACUUUCUCUUUCUACAAGCUGGAAGCCUGGUUGAGAGCCUGUUUGACUGGGAACCCUUUUGGUACAUCUGCUUGUCUCAAGUCUGGAAAGAAAUUGGCUUGGGCUCACCAAGUUGAAGGUAUGACCAAAAGAGCUAAGAUAGCUUGCAAUACUCAUGUGGCCCCUCGAAUGCACCGCAUGGUGGUGAUGAGCCACGUUUAUAAGCAGACACUGGCCAAGAGCUCAGAUACCCUGGUGGGAGCACAUGUCAGGAUUCAUCGUUGCAACGAAUCUUUUAUAUAUUUGCUCUCUCCCUUACGAUCUGUGACAAUUGAGAAGUGCAGCAAUAGCACCUUUGUCUUAGGCCCUGUAGAGACUGCUCUUCACCUCCACAGCUGUGACAACGUUAAAGUCAUUGCUGUUUGCCAUCGUUUGUCCAUCUCUUCUACAACAGGUUGCAUCUUUCACAUUCUGACACCUUCACGUCCACUUAUUCUCUCUGGGAACCAGAGAGUAACUUUUGCUCCCUUUCAUACCCACUACCCAAUGCUAGAGGACCAUAUGGCCAGGACUGGUCUUGCUACAGUGCCUAACUAUUGGGAUAAUCCAAUGGUUGUGUGCAGAGAGAACAGCAACAGUGUCUUCCGACUCUUACCACCUUGUGAAUUCUAUGUAUUUAUUAUUCCCUUUGAAAUGGAAGGGGACACAACAGAGAUACCUGGGGGUCUUCCAUCUUCAUAUCAGAAAGCACUGGCUCAAAGAGAACAGAAGAUACAGGUCUGGCAGAAAACUGUGAAGGAGGCUCGUUUGACAAAGGAACAAAGGAAGCAGUUCCAGGUACUUGUGGAGAACAAGUUUUAUGAAUGGUUGAUUAAUACAGGUCAUCGCCAACAGCUGGACACUCUUGUACCCCCUGCAGCAGGCUCCAAACAAGCAGCAGGAUAGGACAUCUACAUCAUAUCGCUGGGCUUGGGAAACAUGAGGAUCAAUGGAGGAUGAGCCCAUCUUGAAACCAUAUUGGGAAGGCAUUCUUGCUGCUUAUGAGACUUUGGGGCCUGGAGAUGUGGC